CCGGUCAAACUCCACACAUCCUCCCAUUGGCUUAAGGAGAACAAUUCUCCGAUGUCUGACGACCAGGAAAACCGCAGACCGUUCAGCAUGAUCGAAGCCCAGGCAUUUUCACCCGUUACGGAGCGCAAACGGUUCUCUAUCGCCACGGAUACCAACACAUCCUACGGCUCCACCCAUUCGAGUCCGUUCAUCACCACCCCUCAGAUCCAUCCCCACUUUCCGACUGAGGGAAUUUCAAUAAAGCCGCUAGCGACAAAUGUGUCGUACUCAUACAAUGACACGUACGAAAGCGUGCCCGAGGAGGCACUGGAGAUCAUCGACUCGCUUCCGCGGCACUUCUUGCCCCAACUGAAGCUUACGCCCUGGCGGCGUUCGCGCGAUAUUACUGCUUCGUCUCUCACGACAGCCCGGCAUAGUAUGUAUGGAAUCGCAAACACAAAAGAAAAUGAGGAGUUGAAGAAGGAGCUCACGAGCUUCAAAAUCCAGAUCCGGAUAUUCAAGGAGUUUAUCCAGGAGCUUAUUCGCAGGACCGGUCACGAACAUGACGAGCUGUUCCAAAACGAGUUGAUUGACAAUUUUGCGGAAAAGACGCGCGUAUUCCAGGAAAAAGACUGGGCGUGUGAGAAAUGCGGCAGCCUUGAAGAGAAACUCCAGGACUCGCAGCGCUGGAUAGCCCACUUCAAAGCAGUGGCGGAGGAGCUACAGCAGUCGCCGACGCGGGUGGCCAGCGAUGGCUGGGAGCACACUGCAGACGAGAUUUUACUCGUGUUAGCCGAAUGGGCGACCGGAAAGUCCAAGGACGCGAUAGAGCGUGUCUUGCGAAAGCCGUUGGGGGUGAAGUUGGAGGUGGUCAAGUUGGAGUUGUACAAGAUACUCCAACACCUUGAGCUGGUGCUUGCACAACAGCGUGCCAGUAUCCGUACCCUGGACGAGGACACGGAGGCGCUUAUUCGCUCACUAAGUGCGCUCAAUAUGGAGCUCGCGAACCAGCGCGAGGCUUCGGCCGUCAUCAGCGACCGGUUACAGCGCGAAGUGCAAACGUCCCAGGAGUUGGCCACACUGCAAAAGACGGGCCGUACGGGUCUGACCCGUGAGUCAGAGGAGUUGGAUCGCAACUCAACUCUGCCGGCGCGCUUACAACUGCCAACCCGCCUUAAGCUCACACCAAAUACUCUGCCUGAGCAGGGCGUAAAUGCCUUAGCACAGCUCAGGCGCGACGUGGCCGGCCUUGAAAGCGACAACGAUGCCUUGCGAGUGCUCUCUGACACACUCAAACUCGAAAAGUUACAGCUCCAGAACGACCUCGAUGCGGCAAGCGAGGCGCACUCACAGCAUGUUCUCAGCGUGGAAGCCGCGGCGCAGCGCCAGAUAAACGAGCUACGCGCACUGAUAUCUAGUAGCACGGCCAAAAUUGCCGAUCUCGGCGACGAAGACGAGCUGCUCCAGAGUGCCCCCCCGAAACAGAAUGCGUCUUUAAAACAGACAAAUGACGAAUUACAGCUCCGGAUCGGCGAAUUGGAGGCUCUGAAGAGUGCACUAGCGGCAGAGGUUGCGGCUGCGCAGCAGGAAGUGACAGACUUGACGAGUAGACUUCGCAAGUCGCAGGAAGUGCGCACGUAUCAGGAAGAGACGUUCGCGGCGCGUGUUCGGGCACUCACGAAUCAGCUUGAGACGCAAGAAAAGGAGACGAAGGAAAAGACGGACGAGCUUCAACAUGUGAAUAUCACGCGGUCGUACAACGAAAGAGAUCUUAAAAGAAAGGUGGAGGAGUUGCAGGCUUCUUUGGACCAGGCAGUGGACAAGCAGCGGUCUCUCGGGGCGGAGAAGGUGCGGCUAAAAUACACGAUCGAGUCCCUCAAUAGCGAGAAGAGCGGACUUGCCGCAAAUAUUCGCAAUCUCACGGACAAACUUACGCGCGGCGAGCCGGCCGCGAAGAGCAAGGAGAUCGCGUUACUCAUCGAACAGGCCAACAAUUUCGAGCAGUGCUACGAAGAGAUGUUGACCAAGGACAUUGAUAUGGCUGACCGGUUUCUCCAGGCGUUUGAGAAAAUUCUCGACGACACGUCGCUCGCGCAGGCGCGGUCGAAACUUGCAGCGUUGAAGAGCCGCGAGGACGACUUGAUCUCCGCGAAGAAGGUGCGCGAAUUGCACCACGCGCUCUUUACGUACUAUGUCGUCGCAGUUGAGGCAGUUGUCACGGACCACGUAGCGCUCCUUCUCAAGGGGUCGGACAUCAAUGAUGCGGCGUUACACGAUCUGAAGGCAUCACUGGAGAAACCCGAUGAUGAAUCCGAGCUUAAGCUCAGGAUCGAGGAGUUGUACACACGCUGGAAGAAGGAGCGCGAAGCGCGCGUAUUGGAGAGUACCGCGUCACGCGAGCGUUGCGACGCGUUGGAGACCGAGAACGCACAGCUACGCAAGCGCCUCAAGGAGAUGGCUAAGUGAUUCAGAUAACCGAUGCGAAUAUCGUGUAUAGACAAGGAACCAAGCAAUGCCAGUUUACUAAGAUUUUCAAAGAACGCUAUACUAAGACAGUGGAUGGUUACCAGUUUGACAUAAGGUGAAGGUGGACUGGAUCCAAAGAGCCCCGGGAAGUGAUCCCUAAGGAAAGGGAUGCGUUACAAUAAGGCGAUGCUUUGAACCCGGGACUGCUUCAUUAUCAUGAACCCGGAACUGCUUCAUUAUCAUGAACACUCACAGUACUUUGAUUGGCAGCGGGUCAAAUAAUAUUGUUAGUCAACUAUUAUCAGAAUUGCCAAUACCAGCUAAUGGCUUUGUAGAACAAUACGCUUUUUAUGGUUAGCGGUAAA
Messenger RNA from Babjeviella inositovora NRRL Y-12698, 2810 nucleotides. RefSeq lists its product as uncharacterized. Lineage: Eukaryota; Fungi; Ascomycota; Pichiomycetes; Serinales. The transcript has a single exon. The coding region runs from base 52 to 2445 and encodes 797 amino acids. The record is from RefSeq and is a predicted model, not a curated record.